GUAUAUUCGUGGGAUUAAUACAAAAUGUCGCUCCAACAGCUCUCCAAGCUUCUUCCACUGCCGGAGGAAGACCUCCAGCAGGUCCUUGCCUACGCAUCGACUCUACCUCCACAAGAAGCUGUAGAACACUUCAACAAUCUGCUGGGCGAGUCACCAGCAUCUAUCGAAUUCAUAUCCACCUUCAACUCACGUCGUCAGCCAGCACCAAGCUCCUCAAACAACCAAGCUUCGUCUUCUUCCGCCUCUUCCGCUAUCCCAAAGUCAACCCGCGCGCCCAAAAAGAAGAAGCCGCAAAUCCACACUCCCGCUCCCCGCCAGGUGCAAGAUACCACCUAUGCGGGGCAAGGCAAGGCAUACCAAAAGAAAGGCAAUGAAUCCUACGUCCCACCACGCGCAGGGCCAUCACAACAGCACAACAACCUCAGCCUCCGCGACCCGCCCAAGAAGACGCAAACCCCUCUUUCCCGCCCCCCGCCCUCAGCAGCCGGGCGCCUGAUCUCCGAUCCCCUCAAACCAUCCAGCGCCCCAACAACUCGUACCUCCUUGCCCGCGCGCCCCUCCGCGCGGGCUACGAAAAUCAGCAUCACAGGCGGCACGCCCAUGAGCACCUCCUCGAACCUCUCCGAACUCGAUACCCUAAUCUACAGCCUCGAGAACGCAUCUACAUCCGCCGUCUCCAACGCCUCGCGCUCCUGCAACUGUAUAGCCACCAAGCACGCUCUCCUCGCCGCUGCCCCGAACUGCCUCAACUGCGGGAAAGUCAUCUGCGUCAAGGAGGGCUUCGGGCCGUGCACAUUCUGCGGCCAACCCAUCCUCCAGCCUGAAGACCGCGAUAACAUCGUGCGAGAACUGAGGGCCGAUAGAGCGCAGGAGAAACAAGCUAUUGACCGCGCAGCACAUCGCCGGAUUGAGACAACUAAAAAUCCCUAUGUGAGCCGUGCAGCAGCCGUGCCUGCGGGCCCUACACCGGCAGAGCUCUCCAGGGGCGAUGGGGAGGGCUUGAGCGCGGCAGAGAAAGCGCAGGCGCAUCGCGAUCGCUUAUUAGGGUUCCAGGCGCAGAAUGCGAGUCGCACGCGGGUAUACGAUGAGGCCGCCGACUUUGCGACGCCAGAUGUGGGGGUUAGUCAGUGGGCUGGGCCGAUGGAGCGGGCGAGGUUGCUGAAGCAGCAGCAGAAGGUGUUGAGGGAGCAGGAGUGGAAUGCUAAGCCGGAGUAUGAGAAGAAGAGGGAGAUGGUGAGCUUGGAUAUUGUGGGAGGGAAACUUGUGAAGACCUUUAAGAGGGUGGAUGGUAAGUACCAUGAUACCGUGGCGGAUAAGGAGAAUAUAGGAGGGGAUGAGGGUGUAGAUGCUGGUGGUUAUGAGCAAGCUGAUGCGAGGACGUCGGGAGGAGCAUAUAGUCGGAACCCACUGAUAGGGGGGUUGACAAGGCCGGUCUUUACGCCUCUUGAGGGUAAGGGGGUGGAAGACGGCGAGGCGCAGACAAGGCAAAAGACGUGGCGACGGGUGCAAGACGACUACGAUGAUAAUGAGGAAGUAAUCCUAGACGGACGUGUUUAUGGGUCUGGUAGCCUGCUGGAGGGAGAUAUGAGGGAGGGUGCCGAUGAGAAGGCUUGCACCUGAGACGAGAUGGGAGAACAGGCUCUAUCUCGCCGUCGCUGACGCUUAACGAAUCUUAUGAAGGGAAUAUGAAAACUCAAAAUUUAGACUCUAGAUAAUCUUGGUCUGUAUAUUACAAUGCAGUGUCACCUAUUCAGUGCCAC
Molecule: messenger RNA, 1760 nt
Organism: Pseudogymnoascus destructans
Lineage: Eukaryota; Fungi; Ascomycota; Leotiomycetes; Thelebolales; Thelebolaceae
Exons: 1
Coding region: 25-1620 (531 amino acids)
Biological process (GO): regulation of DNA-templated transcription
Cellular component (GO): nucleus
Molecular function (GO): zinc ion binding
Source: RefSeq, a predicted model, not a curated record